Messenger RNA from Sebastes umbrosus (honeycomb rockfish), 5943 nucleotides. RefSeq names its product solute carrier family 45 member 4-like. Bases 910 to 3375 code for a protein of 821 amino acids. NCBI's taxonomy places the organism in Eukaryota, Metazoa, Chordata, Actinopteri, Perciformes, Sebastidae. Gene Ontology annotation, cellular component: membrane. Gene Ontology annotation, biological process: transmembrane transport. The transcript is spliced from 13 exons. Gene Ontology annotation, molecular function: sucrose:proton symporter activity. The record is from RefSeq and is a predicted model, not a curated record.
UGGUAACCAGUGAGUGAGUGAUGAGAGCAGUGAACCAGAUGGUCACCCGGUUAGCCAGACUGCUAACCACAAACCAAGAGUUUUACUGUAACGCCAUCGAAAAAAUGGAUGAUAUUGAAAACUGACAUAACGUGGAGCUGCUUUUUACUUUACCUCAGGUUGCUGUGUCACUCAGUGGGUCUUUGCCAAGAAGUUGCCACAUGCUUUGAGCCCGACCUGCCCAGGAAGUGCACUUUCCUGCACACACACACACACAGAAACACAGACAAAGACUUCUGCAGAGUCACUCUUAUCUUACACAAUCCAAAUACUGCAAGGACACACACACUGACCAGCCAUAGUAAACAAGGUGACAGACCUAUUCGAACCCUUCCCACAGCUUACCACAAACACAGCUACUGGAAACCGCAACACACAUAUAACCACCCCCCUUCCCCGACCUCUCUCGCAUGCUCCUCCCUUCGACAAACCUCUGGAGCUACUGUACGCAGAACUUCUCUGCUCUUUCUGAAUUUUGAAUCUUCAAGAGAGGAACGCCAUUGCUCUCCUACUGAGCUCCUGAGCCGUGCCACUGGGGACAUGUCAGCAUGAUGGCCACAGGACAAAACGCAUGGAAUAUAUUUUUACCACAUCAAUUUGUUUUGACAUAUUAAUGUCAUUAUAAUGAUGAUUCCUGCUUCCUCCUCAAUCAUUUGCAAUUCUUUGGCUAUGAACCCAGAAGGUGGUGACCAGCAGCGAUGCUCUCUUAUUAUUUUUUUCUGGAUAUCUUUGGAUUAAAAAACCAUGGACAUUACAUGUUCUAUUAGCAUAUAAUAACAGUACAUUUCCACUUACAUAUAUUCAAAAUAGUAGCAAUAAGUGCUAUACACUGAUAUAUACCAAGCAAAGUAAACCCAUCACCAGACUGUAAUGGAAGGAGAAGCAGAGGAGAGGGAGGCUUCUGGUCUUCCGGAGAAGAGGAAACUCAAGGAAGAAGCAGAAGAGAGUGAGAGCGAGAAGGAGGUGGAGGAAGAGGUCAGAGGUAUGCACAUCCCUCUGCAUCGCUGGGUAAUGCACGGGUCGGUGAUGUUUGGACGCGAAUUCUGCUACGCCAUGGAAACAGCCCUGGUGGCGCCAUUGCUGCUGCAGAUAGGUCUCCCUGAGCAAUAUUACAGUUUAACCUGGUUCGUCAGUCCUAUCCUGGGUCUCCUCUUCACUCCUGUGAUUGGUUCAGCUAGUGACCGGUGCACUCUGCGAUGGGGCCGGAGAAGACCAUUCAUCCUGGCCCUGUGUGUAGGUGUGCUGCUGGGAGUUGCGCUGUUCUUAAAUGGAUCAUCAAUAGGCCUUUCCAUUGGCGAUAGUCCCGGCAGCCAGCCAAUAGGCAUCGUCCUCACUAUGGUAGGUGUGGUGGUGCUGGACUUCUCCGCUGAUGCCUCCGAGGGGCCAAUCAGAGCUUACCUUCUUGAUGUUGCGGACACUGACGAGCAAGAUAUGGCCCUGAAUAUUCAUGCCUUCUCUGCUGGGCUCGGCGGAGCAGUGGGCUACAUGCUGGGUGGUCUAGACUGGACCGGCACAGCUCUGGGCCGAGCAUUUAAAACACAGGAACAGGUCCUCUUCCUGUUCGCAGGCAUCAUCUUCAUCAUCUCUGUCACACUGCACAUGCUCAGUAUCCCCGAGCAACCUUUCGCUCCUUCCAACCAGCUUAAAGUCACGGGAAGUGGGGAGUCUACCAGCCAAGUAUCUUUCAAGCCCAUAAGCCACACGCCACCUUUACUUGAUGUGACUGCAGAGGAGGACGCUUCUGCCCGAGCCCCGUCCCGAGAGGACAACAAAUUAGAUCCAGAGGAGGGGGAAAUGGACUUCCUUGCUGUGGAGCGAGCGCGGAGUAAAAGCGAUUCAGUCUUAGCCAUGCCAGAUGCUACAAUCAGGUUGGAUUCUGACCUCGACCCAGACGCAUACCUUAUCCUGCCAGAUGUGCAUCACUUUCUACCAGAAACGCAGGGAGAGCUAGAAGAUGUUUUUAAGCCAUCAGACCACAUUAUUGGGUCUUCGUCUCCUUCUGGUGGACCACCCGGUCUUACUGAUGGGAUGGUGGUCUUAGAGAAUACAAAUCCAGCUUGGCCUGAACUUAAGGGUCCAACAAACGGUCCUCCUCCUCUCCUUCAGAUCAGGUCUGGCUUAAAGGACUCACAUCUGAAAACACAGCAGGUCAAGGCUGUCAAUGGUGUCAAAGUGUCUGACCACGCCAACGCAAUGAAAGGCCACGCCUCCACCAGGCUGCUGAACCGCCCCUCCAACACCGCCGUUUCACCACGACCACACCGGCACACCUUCUACAGACAGCCCUCCUUCACUUUCUCCUACUACGGACGAGUGGGAUCACAGCGCCAUCGACUGCGAAGGGGAGCAAUAUCAAGCCUUUGGCCAGUUACCACCUCCCGCAGUCUGAAUGACCUGAGUAAACUCCAGCGGGGUGCGGACCGGCGGGAGUUUCAGCUGUCAGUUAGCAGUCUGUCAUCUGAGGGCUCCAGCAGUGAGGGAGGACCAGACGAGGGUACAACUGUUCGCCUGCUCUGGUUAUCCAUGUUUAAGAUGCCGAGGCAGCUGUGGAGAUUGUGUGUGUGUCACCUCCUCACAUGGUUCUCCAUUAUAGCUGAAGCUGUGUUUUACACCGAUUUCAUGGGACAAGUCAUCUACCACGGAGACCCCAAGGCACCAGCCAAUUCCACAGAGCUACUAAACUAUCACAGAGGAGUACAGAUGGGCUGCCGGGGACUGGUGGUCUAUGCUGCUACUGCUGCUGUCUGCUCCGCAAUCCUUCAGAAGUACCUGGAUAACUUUGAUCUGAGCAUUAAGAUUGUCUACAUUGUUGGAACGCUGGGAUUCUCAAUAGGAAUGGCUGUCAUGGCGAUCUUCCCGAAUGUUUAUGUUGCCAUGGUGAUGAUCAGUAGCAUGGGCAUCAUCUCCAUGAGUAUCUCUUAUUGUCCCUAUGCAUUACUCGGGCAGUACCAUGAAAUCAAAGAGUACAUUCACCACAGUCCAGCAAACACUAGAAGAGGUUUUGGUAUCGACUGCGCCAUCUUAUCCUGCCAGGUCUAUAUCAGCCAGUUUAUGGUUGCGGCAGCCCUAGGAACCGUGGUGGACGCAGUUGGCAGUGUGCGUGUCAUUCCUGCAUUGGCCUCUGGGGGCGCCUUCCUCGGCUUCCUAACUGCCUGUUUCCUUGUCAUUUAUCCUGACGUGGAGCCCAUGAGGUCAGAGCAGGACCAGGACUUAGUGGUGGGAUUUCCUGGAGAUUCAGACCCAAAUGGAGGAGGGACCAUUGACCAGAGGUUGGCUCUGAUGAGCCUCACAGACAGAGAUAGUUUGAAGAAGACAGAGGAUCACUCUGUUGCCUGAGGUUUCUCCUCACUAAGCACAAGCCACACAGAAUGUGGGGAUUGCACCAAAUGUCUGUGCCUUUCUGAAGGAAGAAAGACGACGAAAGAGGGAAAUCAUGGCAGAAGGUUGACUCCCAUCUACAGAAAAUCUGGGUGGGAUGGAUUUGGAUAGAUUAUCUUUGUGGAGUAAAGGACUGACGAGAAGAAACAAUCUCAGUAUUGGGCUGCUAUGCUUGUCUUAUUGCUACCUCAACCCUAAAACGAACAAAAGUUUAGAUGGAUAGAAGUAAGCCAUUAAAACACAAAGAGCCACAUGACACUGACUGUCGAAACUUACUUAGCGCAGACUACUGAAACAAAUGUAAGCCUUUUAUUGUGAAAAACACAAAUGGGAAGCACACAGAGCACUUUCUGUCUCACUCCUGAACAGUAUUGUCACACUGAUGCUGCAGAAUGACGUAAUGUGUGAUAUUUUACCUCACAGUAGCUGCUCCAUUACUGCUUAAUGGACAAUCAUAGUGCUGUAAAAGUGUGUAUACCUCUGCAUUACAUGUAGACUGAAUACAGAUGUUAAUAUUUGUUCCAGUCUGUUAAUGGAAUACCUCGAUAUUAUAUUGUUAUUUUAUAAAUGCCAGAAAGUUUCCAAACAAGCCUGUUGCAUAUGUAACAAAUUCAUACACUUUUUUUUUUUAAUUCACAUUUGUGGUGAUGGAACCUGUUAUAUACAGCAAGCUAGUGUGCAGUUAGAAGUGGCCUUUAUGAUGAUUUUUUCUUGCCUGUACAGAAACACAAAAUUCUGAAUGCCAUAUUCUCUUUUCAUGCCACGAUACACAAGAAACAUUUCAUCAUAAUGUAGUUAAGAAAUUAAGCCAGCAGCUGUGACAAUGAAUGGAUCUGUAAUCCACAUUGCUUUUAUUCAAAUUACCAUGGUGUUGGGCUUCAGUGUGAUUUGUAUUGCAGGGUGGCAUUUGUUUUGCUUUCUAUUGGGGGAAAAAAGUGUUUUGAAAUAUACAUUCCAAAUAGAGUUGAAAUGGGAAAUAUGUUCAUCAUGGCACAUUUGUCAUAUCCAGUCAGUAAAAAAAAAUAUAUAUAAUUUGGAUAGAAAUGCUGUCAGUGAUUGCAAUUUCUGUCGGUUUAGUGUGCCGUGCUGACGGACGUUAAUCUUUGUCCUGAUGUACAGAAAGGACAAAUAAGAAAAUGAAUAGCUUCAGUUUACAUCAGAAUAACAAACGUGAGAGGUAGCAGAGAGUCUGUGGAGGAUUACUUUGAACAUUGAGCAGCAUGCAAGAUAAUGUUUAGCCUAGUCCUACCACACUUUAACAUAUUGGCAGAGAGCAGUGUACACAGUGUAAUAAGCUACAGACUUAUGCAAAAUCUUAAUUGAACAGUCUCUGAUGGUCUUUGAAGGCACAUCUUCAGUAGAACCUCUUGAAUAUGGGAGUGAGUGUAAAUAACUAAUAAAGAGCAUUAUUUCUUUGAUUGGGGACGUUUAAUGGUCUGAAACUGUUCCAGAAACCUAUUGAACUUUAGAGAGGACCACUUCUAUGCAAGGCCAACGAUUGAUCUAUGCAAACUUGAAUUCCUUUGGUUCUCAUUUCACUUUCCUCCUUAAAAGGAUUGUUCAACUCAGAGGUAACAAAAUAGUGAAACAUGUGAAAACAUUGCACAGAUCUUUUUGUUUCACAGCACAAAGGGGUCAAAGAUGUCUAUUAUCACUGGACCCUUGAGAGACCUCUUUACUCUGUUUAUGGGCAAUGUCGACAGUAUUUGUUGGGACCUUGUAUCCUGCUAGCUAGUCUAUGCCACUGCUUUGCCUGUUAUGACAGAAAAGUGUCUUCUGUGGUGUGAUCGCCGUCACUGAGGACUUAAUGCCUCAAGAUUUACAAGCACUACAAAGGGAACAUCCUCAUUGUGUGGAUUUUUUCAGAUAUUGAAGGGAAGGUGUUGAGAGAAUGAACACAAAAUUAUAUAAUGAAUCACUAAUUUCCCUGUAAAUAAUAAUAAGGCAGAGAUUCUGUGUGCCAUUGUGUUCUUUGAGAAUUGGUCUGGGCCUGUUUUUUUUUCUUAAGCACCUAUUGUUAUUUUUUACUAAUAUUGUGUUUUCCAAGUAAUAUGAGGUACGUAUAUAGAACAUCUUUCACAUUUGCAUUAUGACAAAGACAAGUCAUUGUAAAUCAAAAUAGAAAAGGAAUAUUCCUUCAUGGGAUCUGUAGAUACAUUCAUACUUUCUUUUCCUUUUACAUUACAACGACUAAUUUAACUUAAGCUGGUCUAAAUGUUUCAGAGAUGUUUCCACUAAGAAGCUUUUCUUGGGGGGAAACGCUCCAUUUAUAGUGCCAAACUACUGAACGAGGAGAAGAGUUUCUUGGAACAGGCCCCUGGCUUAUUGAAAUUGUUUUGAUUUUAUACAAAUGUUCAGAUUUUUACGAUGCUAUUCUAUGUUUGGGUUUGAAAGUCAAUCACUGGUGUGUUUUUUUUUAAGUGAUUUUUGGUUCUUUUUUGCUGCUGCACAGACUUUUGUACAAUGUGAACAAGGUAUUUUUGUACCAAUUAUAUGAACAAAAAGAAAAGAAUGAAUGCACCUUCA